This is a messenger RNA of Pseudocercospora fijiensis CIRAD86, 357 nucleotides long. RefSeq names its product glycosyltransferase family 90 protein. The transcript has a single exon. The record is from RefSeq and is a predicted model, not a curated record. Lineage: Eukaryota; Fungi; Ascomycota; Dothideomycetes; Mycosphaerellales; Mycosphaerellaceae. The annotation marks the transcript as partial.
GAUCCUCGGUCAGAGUCUUUCAAGUAUCCCUUGAACUUCGAUUUGGAUGGUAAUGGGCAUUGGGCUAGGUUCUAUCGACUGCUGGCUUUCAACUCUCUGCCAUUGAAACAGACUGUGUUCAAGGAGUGGCAUGACGAUAGACUCAUCCCUUGGGUGCAUUACGUUCCGAUAUCGCUGGCGAUGGACGAGCUACCAGAAGUGGUGAGAUAUCUGACCGAGGAGGAAGAGGGCCAGAAGAUAGCGAGGAAAUUGGCAGUCAAUGGCCAGGUCUGGAGUCAAAAAUCUCUCAAGCCAGUUGUAUAUCCUUAUAGGCUGAUGCUAGAGCUUGCGAGGAUAACAGAUCCAGAUCGAAAAGCU